AUGCCAACUACAAUGCGUGCAAUCGCUAUCAAGGGCGGCAAAGGCCCCGCCGAAGCCAUGCACGUGGUUGAUGUCGAGAAGCCCGUUCCGGCAUCAGGCCAGGCACUCGUCAAGAUCCACGCCUUUGGAUUGAACCGUAUGGAUCUCCUGCAGCGUGAGGGCCAGUACCCUCUGCCUCCUCAGGCACCGGAGACAAUGGGUGUCGAGUUUAGCGGUGUGAUUGAGAGUUUCGGCGACAAUGCCGAGGCCUCCGGGGAUUUUAAGCGUGGUGAUGAAGUGUUUGGAUUGGCGUAUGGUGGCGCCUAUGCUGAAUAUAUUGUCGUCUCUACGAAGAUGCUGGUCCACAAGCCCAGCCAACUCUCAUGGGAAGAAGCUGCUGGUGUACCGGAGACCUGGAUCACCGCAACCCAGGCUUUAUUCCUGAUUGGUGAAUUCAAAAAGGGCCAGUCCGUCCUCUGGCACGCCGGUGCCUCUUCCGUCUCCAUCUCCGGCAUCCAACUCGCCAAGGCCGAAGGUGCCUCCGCCAUCUACGCCACUGCAGGCUCCCAAGAAAAAAUCGACUUCCUUGAAAAAGAGCUCGGCGUAACCAAAGCCUUCAAUUACAACACCGAGGAUUGGGCCAUGAACGUCAUUGUGGAUUUCAUCGGCGCGCCUUACUUCCAGGGUAACCUGAACACCGCGGCGCGGGAUGGUCGCGUUGUGGUGUUGGGAGUUAUGGGAGGCGCCAAGUUGCCUGACGGCGUCAACAUGGCCCCGUUGUUGUUUAAGCGGGUGCGUUUGGAGGGAAGCACCCUGCGCAGUCGGGAUGAGGAGUAUCAGGGCAAGUUGCGGGAUACGUUGGUGGAACAUGCGUUACCCAAGUUUUGCGAUGGGUCGUUCAAGGUGUUUGUAGAGAAGGUCUUUUCCUUUGAGGAGAUUGUGCAGGCGCACCAGUUGUUGGAGAGUAACAAGACCAAGGGGAAAUUGAUCUGCAAGGUGGCUUAA
Molecule: messenger RNA, 984 nt
Organism: Penicillium oxalicum
Lineage: Eukaryota; Fungi; Ascomycota; Eurotiomycetes; Eurotiales; Aspergillaceae
Product: NAD(P)H-quinone oxidoreductase
Exons: 5
Coding region: 1-984 (327 amino acids)
Molecular function (GO): oxidoreductase activity
Source: RefSeq, a predicted model, not a curated record